AUGGCAGACUCUUCAUCCACAUGCAUUCAAAACCAACCUGCUGCUGCUGCUGCUGUUGAUAACGCAAGCACUACAACUACAGGUACUGAGAAGAGAGGUCGUAGCAGCAACAACACCACUAUCACCACCACCACCUCCUCCUCUACUACUACUACUACCGCUACUCCCUCUCCUUCAGCAGGCCCGUUCGAUUUUGUUCACCACGAGUACGAGUACGAAGCAAUAUAUCCUUUUUGUCCACAUUGUCACGAUGACUGGAAAGAAUCGCCUUAUGGAAAUUCAUCAUCGGAUUCAGAGGGGCAGUUGAGAGAGUAA
Molecule: messenger RNA, 315 nt
Organism: Sphaerulina musiva SO2202
Lineage: Eukaryota; Fungi; Ascomycota; Dothideomycetes; Mycosphaerellales; Mycosphaerellaceae
Exons: 1
Coding region: 1-315 (104 amino acids)
Source: RefSeq, a predicted model, not a curated record